AUGUUUGGAGACAUAGGGCUGAUGGACUGUGACCCAGUUAAAAUUAAAUUGAGGGCUGAUGCUGAACCCUACGCCACAGUGACACCCCGCCAUGUGCCAUUUCCCCUCCUACCCAAAGUGGAGGCUGAACUAAAAAGGAUGCUGAACAUGGGCGUCAUCAGGGAGGUGACGGAGCCUACUGACUGGUGCGUGCCCAUGGUGCCAGUAGCGAAGAAAAAUUCAGACUCCAUCAGGGUGUGUGUCGACCUUAAGCGCUUAAAUAAGGCAGUUAAGCGGGAGCGCUACAUGUUGCCGACAUUCGACGACAUCACUCCAAAGUUGGCCGGAACCAAGGUGUUCUCCAUGCUGGAUGCAACUAGUGGCUUCUGGCAGAUUCCCUUGGACCCAGGUAGCCAGCUACUGACUACCUUCAUCACACCAAUGGGCAGGUUUUGUUUCCGCCGCCUGCCAUUCGGUAUCUCGUCAGCGGCGAAGAUCUUCCAGCGGCUGAUAUCAGAACUGCUCAAGAACCAUGAUGGAGUCGUUGUGGUCAUGGAUGACAUCUUGGUGUGUGGAUCGAGCGAGGAGGAGCAUGACCGACGCUUAGAGUCCAUCCUGUGCACUAUAAAGCAGUCGGGCCUGAAGUUAAAUAAAGCCAAGUGUCACUUUGGUAAGGAGGAACUCCACUACUUUGGACACAUAAUUAGCGCAAGUGGCACAAACAAGGUCAGGGCCAUCACGGAAAUGCCCAGACCGACCAAUGUUGGGGAGUUGCGCCAGCUGUUGGGGCUUAUUAACUAUGUGGGGAGGUUCCUUCCUGACCUGUCCACUAAACUGCACCCGCUCAAUGAGCUGCUCAGGAAGGAGAACGUGUGGGUGUGGAGCGAGCUCCAGGAACAGGCACUGGAAAAAGCAAAGCUUAUGCUCCUAUCUGCACUUGCGCUUGCAUAUUAUGACCCAAGACGCCAGACGGUUGUGAGUGCGGAUGCCAGCAGCUAUGGCUUGGGAGCAGCACUGCUGCAAGAUCACAGCGGCAUUUUGAGACCUGUCGCCUGCUCACAUACUUUAAAUGAGACAGAAAAUCACUACUCGCAAAUUGAAAAGGAGUGCCUGGCAGCAGUGUGGGCCUGCGAGUGGUUCACGAGGUAUGUGCAGGGGAUGGAGAGCUUCCUCCUCCAGACAGACCACAAACCACUCGUACCGCUAAUUAACGUGUAUGAUUUGGACAAAGCACCACUGCGGUGCCAAAGACUGUUAAUGCGCCUAAUGAGGUUCAAUGUGACGGCUGUGCAUGUUCCUGGGAAACAAAUGGUCGUGGCUGAUACACUGUCUCGAAGCCCUCUAAGUCAGGAAGCAGAGUCAGACAUGGACCAGGAGGUGGAGGCGUAUGUCAGAGGGGUGGUGACGAACAAACCGGUGUCAGUGGACAGACUCUCUGAGAUACGAGAAGCCACACAAAGUGACCGGGAUCUUCAGACUGUUAUCACAUGCAUCCGAGGUGGUUGGCCACGCAAAUUGGCCGAGUUCCCAUCCUCUCCCGGGUUCUACACCGCUAGGAGCCACCUUUCAGAGUCAAACAGACUAGUACUGUAUGAGGACCGAAUUGUAGUCCCAACACGACAGAGGGCUAACAUCCUCAACCAAAUUCACGGGGGCCAUCAGGGGCUAACAAAAUGCCGUGCGAGAGCCAAGUUGUCAGUGUGGUGGCUGGGCAUCAGUGGCGACAUUAAGCAAAUAGUGACGCAAUGUGAGUUCUGUAUAGAACACAAGCCAAAGCAGAGACGCGACCCCCUUAUUACUACACCUCUUCCAGAAGGGCCGUGGCAGAGGAUUGCCGCAGACCUGUGUGAGCUAAACGGGAAGAGCUAUCUGAUUGUGGUAGACUAUUAUUCAUGCUACAUCGAGAUGGCACAUCUGCCCUCCACGAGUAGCCUGCAGGUCAUCAAUCGCUUAAAGGGUAUCUUCGCCAGAUGGGGAAUACCACUGGAGCUUGUUAGCGACAAUGCAAUGCAGUUCGCUUCAGUUGAAUUCAGAGACUUUGCUAAAGCUUAUGGGUUCACCCAUAUGACCUCCAGUCCACACUACCCCCAGUCAAACGGGGCAGCUGAGAGAGCGGUCCAAACCGCAAAGAGGAUUCUCAAGCAGCCAGAUCCAUCACUUGCUCUGAUGAGCUACCGAGCGACACCCAUCACUGCCACUGGGGUCAGUCCAGCUCAACUAAUGUUGGGAAGACAGAUUCGUACCCCUGUGCCGACGCUAGAGACAAGCUUACAGUCAGAUCCUGUGGGACGGGACCUAGUCUUACAAAACGAUUUGAAGGUCAAAAAGGCAUACAGGCACUUCUACAACAGGAGACACUCUGCCCGCCCACUCCCGGAGUUAUGUCUGGGUCAACCAGUCAGGGUGAUGUUGUAUGGAGAGAGAGGGUGGAAUACCCCAGCGGAAAUCAUCGGACCAUCAGGAGAACCGCAUUCCUAUCUGAUCAAGACGGAUGGUGGCGCUAUGCUGCGUCGCAACAGGAGACAUCUGCAGGUGGUUCCGGAGAACAUCGCGCCUGCGGACCAGCCGCACGCGCCAGGUGGGAGCCCAAUGCAGCCGGGGACCCUUUCCAGUCCUGCGCCGACCGGCUCGGAGGUUACAGCACUACCGGGCAGCUCAACUCCAGGGUCUACACAAGGUACUCCUCUGCAACCCCCUCCUUCCCAGGGGGAAACCAGGAUGACCUUGAGGGGUCGUGAGAUCAAACUACCUCUCAGGUACAGAGAUGUUUAG
Thalassophryne amazonica is the source of this 2751-nucleotide messenger RNA. RefSeq lists its product as uncharacterized. Gene Ontology annotation, biological process: DNA integration. The coding region runs from base 1 to 2751 and encodes 916 amino acids. Gene Ontology annotation, molecular function: nucleic acid binding. NCBI's taxonomy places the organism in Eukaryota, Metazoa, Chordata, Actinopteri, Batrachoidiformes, Batrachoididae. The transcript has a single exon. The record is from RefSeq and is a predicted model, not a curated record.